AUGGCCGUCUCAAAUCUAGAUCGGGUGUGUCUUGUCACAGUUGGUGCCACCGCUGGAUUCAAGACUCUCAUUGACUCCGUUCUCUCGGUCAGCUACUGGCAGUACAUCGUCUCCCACGGGUUCACUGAGCUGCAUGUUCAGUGCGGACCAGACGCUACCUCAGCAAAACAACAACUUACUCUUCUCCAAGAUGAAAUACCAUCUGGACUCACUAUUGAAAUCUUUGAUGUAAAAAGAAAUCUUGUGAAAGAAGAAAUGAUUCUAUGCAAGGACUUGGAAGGAAAGCGGCAACUAGGACUGGUGAUAUCUCACGCUGGUACUGGCACAAUACUAGAUGCCUGGAAAAUGGGAUUGCCGAUUGUGGUGGUGCCAAACACGGAACUUCUGGACGACCACCAAACUGAGAUGGCCAAACAUCUCUCCAAGGAGGGGUAUGCUAUCAUGAGCUCGGGGAGCACCGAAGACCUCAAGGAAGCUAUCCAUAAGGUGGGACUCCUAUGGGAAGAGAAUCAGACUCGAUGGCCUCCUCACAAAAUUCCUUCCCAAGAACCCGACAGACUUCGCCUGUGGGAUCUCGCCCCCGUUGACGUCGCAAAGGAGGAGAAUGCAACGAUGGCGCACGAUUAG
This is a messenger RNA of Fusarium pseudograminearum CS3096, 627 nucleotides long. RefSeq lists its product as uncharacterized. Gene Ontology annotation, cellular component: UDP-N-acetylglucosamine transferase complex; extrinsic component of endoplasmic reticulum membrane. Lineage: Eukaryota; Fungi; Ascomycota; Sordariomycetes; Hypocreales; Nectriaceae. The record is from RefSeq and is a predicted model, not a curated record. The coding region runs from base 1 to 627 and encodes 208 amino acids. Gene Ontology annotation, biological process: dolichol-linked oligosaccharide biosynthetic process. The transcript has 3 exons. Gene Ontology annotation, molecular function: hexosyltransferase activity.